GUCGUGGCGUCACGCUCCGCUCCCCGGCGCGAUCUUCCCAAACAAAAUGGCGGAGAGGACGACGACGACGACGGUGGUGGCGGCGGCGGCGCGGUGUUGGCGUUUAACCUCAGAUUAUUAGUUUGAAGUAACAAAGAGACCCAAGCGAGGGGGAGAUGCGCGGAAACCCUGAAAAUAAAUAAUGAAAAGGCUGCAUAAAGAUACUGGACACUGAAGAAACAUAGAAGUGUGUAAACUACCUAGCCCAGCUCAUGUUUUCUCCUGAUCAAGAAAAUCUUUCUUCAUCCACCAAAGCACCCAUAAAAUAUGGAGAAAUUAUUGUAUUAGGGUACAAUGGAUCUCUGCCAAAUGGAGACAGAGGAAGAAGAAAAAGCAGAUUUGCUUUGUUUAAAAGACCAAAGUCAAAUGGCGUGAAGCCCAGCACUGUACAUGUCACCUGCACUCCUCAGGCAGAGAAGCCAAGGAUCACACACAUUCAAAUGGCAAUAAGCAACAAGGACCAACACAGUAUUUCGUACACACUGUCUCGUGCACAGACAGUGGUGGUAGAAUAUACCCAUGACAACAACACAGAUAUGUUCCAGAUUGGCCGUUCAACAGAGAGUCCAAUUGAUUUUGUGGUGACUGACACCGUUCCAGGAAGCCAAAGCAAUGGGGAUACUCAGUCUGCACAGAGCACAAUAUCCCGAUUUGCAUGCCGUAUUAUUUGUGAAAGGAAUCCCCCCUACACUGCCAAGAUAUAUGCAGCUGGAUUUGACUCAUUUAAGAACAUCUUCCUUGGAGAGAAGGCAGCAAAGUGGAAGACAUGUGAUGGUCAAAUGGAUGGUUUAACCACAAAUGGUGUCCUUGUUAUGCAUCCACGACUUGGGUUUACUGAAGAUUCUAAACCAGGAAUCUGGAGAGAGAUAUCUGUGUGUGGGAAUGUGUUUACUCUGCGAGAGACCAGGUCAGCGCAACAACGAGGAAGAAUGGUUGAAAAUGAAACAAAUGUGCUCCAGGAUGGUUCUUUGAUUGAUCUCUGUGGCGCAACUCUUCUUUGGCGCACUGCAGAGGGACUUUCAUACACUCCUACUGUUAAGCACCUGGAAGCGCUUCGUCAAGAGAUCAAUGCAGCCAGACCGCAAUGUCCAGUGGGAUUGAAUACACUUGCUUUCCCCAGUAUGAAAAGGAAAGAUGUGGAUGAGAAACAACCAUGGGUGUAUCUUUAUUGUGGGCAUGUACAUGGCUAUCAUAACUGGGGAAACAAGGAUGAGCGAGAUGGAAAAGAAAGGGAAUGUCCUAUGUGCAGGUCUCUAGGUCCAUACGUUCCUCUCUGGUUGGGCUGCGAGGCUGGAUUUUACGUUGAUGCAGGACCUCCAACUCAUGCAUUCAGCCCUUGUGGACAUGUAUGUUCAGAAAAGACUACCAGUUACUGGUCCCAAAUCCCUCUUCCACAUGGUACUCACACUUUCCAAGCAGCCUGUCCUUUCUGUUCUACUCAACUAGAAGGGGAGCAGGGAUAUGUCAGACUUAUUUUCCAGGGACCUCUUGAUUAAAAGACAAGCUGUUUUUUUACUUGUCAGAAAAAAUUGAUGGCUGAAAAAUGUUUUAUCUUUCAGAACUAUAAGCUAAAAUAGUUUUCUAUACUGAAUUCCCUGGGUUUGGAUUUUUGUCUGUUUCCAAACAUAACACGAAUAUGUAGCUCUUCAUAUGGGAGACUUCUUUUUUGUGAUGUGUUGCGAUGAGACAGAUUUUUGAUAUUUGCAUUUGUUAAAUAUAUAAGUAUUUUGAAAUACAGAAACCUCACCCAAAUAAAAUUUUCAGAAGUAUGUUUGACCUCUUACAGGUAUAACAAUUGCCAAGUAUAGACUUUUGAAGUUUUUUUUUUCUUUGUUUAUAAAAAAAAGAAGCAUUUUUACCCAGCUCAAUCUAUUUGUAAUGGGGUGGACAAAUGUAAUGCAAACAGACUAGUUUUUUCUAUUUAUAAAAUUAGUCAGUAAAGCUGCAAUAUCGUUUAGUUAAUAGCAAAUGGAAUGGAAUGCUUCAAAUUGUUUCCUCAGUUCAACCAAAUUUUUAAACCUAAAUUAUUUAGAAACAUAAGUAUUGUGACUGUUUUAGUUUGCUUAAUCUUGUCAUUAAAAUGUAUCCUGAUGCAGUUAUAAUACCCGAGUAAAGAGUGUGAAGUUAUUGACUGUGUGGCAGAAAAUGUGUGUCAGACUUCAACAAUCUGAGCAGAGGAGCAGGAGCCCAUCGGGUUUCAGUCCAUUGUUCUGCCGUUUUAGCAAUUAUCCUCAUUUCACCUUCUAAAUCAGCUACUGCUUAAACUUGGUGGGAGAAAGAAGAGCAGGUGAGAAUUAAAUGAAUAAGAGAUUGUUUAAAACAAAACGUAAAUGUGUAGUUUGACAACAAUGAAUUUAGUGGUGGUAUCUAUCUGUUUUAGCAUAGCGGUGUCAAUACCAUCAAGGUGUUUAGUACUGAUAAAAGCGCAUUACCCUGUUUAUUAUUGUGACCGAGCUCCCAUCUCAGAAUACUGCUAAUUGUUCAAAGGAGUUUCUUAAAUAUAUUUAUCUCGUCUUAAUAGUAAAUUUCAUGAAGAGGAUUUGUGAAGAUGGCUCAUUUUUAGUGUAUUGCAGCUUUAAUGUUGUGUAGAAAUGUGUAGUAAAUUAUUGCCUGAAAUGUGAGUAGUUGUUAGAUGUUUGUAUGAGAUGCUUUAGCACAUGUUUCAGAAUGCUAAUUUAUAAAUUCUUGAUUCAUUAAUAUGUAGGGAUGUGCAAACUUAUCCCAUUCUGAUGAUCCAAAUUAUACGUUGAGUGAAUAAUAUGGUUUCCAUUUUUUCCUACUUGUAGUGCUGGCUUUAUUCUUUCUAUAUCAAUCAAAAGAAAACACAGCGAUUCACUGUCAAAGAUCUUCCCCCCCUGCCCCCCUCCUCCGCUUCAGUUGAUACUUUUUUGCUAGAACUGAUUGUACUGUUCAAUAGGAAUGAAUAUCAGGAAGCCUUAUGGGUGAUUUUUGUCGUUCAAUAACAAUUUUCCACUCCCCAAAUGAGGUGACCAGACCAGCUAAAUUGUAAGACAGCAGCCCCAGUAGAUUACACUGAGAAAGCAUUAAACUGCCUCAAGUUUUCAGAUGUGGAUUCAGUGCUAAAGCUCCAGUAUAUUACACUGAAAAUGGAUUAAACUGCCUCAAGUUUUUAGAUGUGGUUUCAGUACUAAUUAGUGAAUUCUAUUUUGAGCAAAUACUUGAUAAGUGACGUUCUGUUAUGUGAAUAUGAAUUAAAAAAAGUGAACUGCAGUCAUGGUUA
This is a messenger RNA of Callorhinchus milii (elephant shark), 3280 nucleotides long. It is a transcript of the gene peli1b, whose product is annotated as pellino E3 ubiquitin protein ligase 1b. Lineage: Eukaryota; Metazoa; Chordata; Chondrichthyes; Chimaeriformes; Callorhinchidae. The record is from RefSeq and is a predicted model, not a curated record. Bases 252 to 1535 code for a protein of 427 amino acids. Gene Ontology annotation, molecular function: ubiquitin protein ligase activity; protein binding. The transcript has 8 exons. Gene Ontology annotation, biological process: protein K48-linked ubiquitination; regulation of Toll signaling pathway.